Messenger RNA from Penicillium taxi, 429 nucleotides. RefSeq names its product cytidine deaminase. Gene Ontology annotation, cellular component: cytosol. Gene Ontology annotation, molecular function: cytidine deaminase activity; zinc ion binding. The record is from RefSeq and is a predicted model, not a curated record. NCBI's taxonomy places the organism in Eukaryota, Fungi, Ascomycota, Eurotiomycetes, Eurotiales, Aspergillaceae. The transcript is spliced from 5 exons. The coding region runs from base 1 to 429 and encodes 142 amino acids.
AUGGCUCCCAUCAACAGCCCCGUCACAGCUCAAGAGCUUCAAAUCCUUUCCACAAAGGCCAUUUCUGCAAAAGACUCUGCAUACUGCCCGUAUUCCAAGUUCCAAGUCGGAGCAUGCAUCCUCACCUCCUCGGGUGAAUUCGUCGUCGGAGCCAAUGUGGAGAAUGCCUCGUAUCCUGUUGGUACAUGUGCAGAGCGAGUAGCGUUCGGUACUGCUAUUGUAGCAGGACAUAAGCAGUUCAAGGCUAUUGCUGUCGCGACAAAUAUCAAACCGGCAGCUUCUCCUUGUGGAAUGUGUCGUCAGUUUAUGCGGGAGUUUACUUCUGCGGAUUUCCCUGUCUACAUGUAUGAUGCUGAUGGGAACCAUACCGUCAAGACUAUGGGUGAAUUGCUGCCGGAUUCAUUCGGUCCCGAUGAUCUAUCCCACUAG